CACAGCAAGUAAAUCCGAUUUUUGUGUUUUAAACAGUCGUAUUUUGGUUAAAACAAAUGAAACGUUGUGUUCUUUAAUUAUUAAUAUGUAAUUAUGUGUUUUCUUAUUAAUUCAUAAUAAGUGCUGUACUUUAAUAUCGAUACGUAUAGGUAUGCUGUUACUUGUGAAAAGCCGGCAUUUCUAAAAUUUCGUUAGCAAGAUGACGUCUAUCAUCAAAUUGCACAGCCUUUCUGGUGCUGGAGACGAGUCUCCACCAUGCUACGUGCUACAGAUAGACGAAUUCAAGUUCCUCUUGGACUGCGGGUGGGAUGAGAAGUUUGAUAUGGACUUCAUCAAGGAAUUGAAAAGACAUGUCAACACAAUCGAUGCUGUCCUGCUUUCACACUCCGAUCCCCUACAUCUUGGAGCUCUUCCGUACGCUGUGGGCAAACUAGGCCUAAACUGCCCGAUCUAUGCAACGUUGCCUAUUUACAAAAUGGGCCAGAUGUUUAUGUACGAUCUGUACCAGUCCCACAAGAACGUAUCAGAAUUUGACCUAUUUACGUUGGACGAUGUUGACGCUGCUUUUGAUAGGAUUACGCAGUUGAAGUACAAUCAGAGUGUGGAUAUGAAAGGUAAAGGCCUAGGGCUCCGCAUCACGCCACUGCCGGCCGGCCACUCCCUCGGCGGCACUGUGUGGCGGAUCGCAGCCCCCGGCGAAGAGGAUAUAGUGUACGCACCGGACUUCAACCACAAGAAGGAACGGCAUCUGAACGGGUGUGAGAUUGAGAAGCUUAUGCGGCCUAGUUUGAUGUUGCUCGGAGCUAUGAACGCUGAUUAUAUUCAGCCGAGGAGGAGGCUGCGAGAUGAGAAGCUUAUGACAACAAUUCUUACUACACUACGCGGCGGAGGCUGCGUCCUUGUCUGUACGGACACGGCGGGCCGUGUAUUAGAACUGGCCCAUAUGCUGGACCAGCUGUGGAGGAACAAGGACUCGGGAUUGGUGGCGUACUCCCUGCUGUUGUUGUCCAACGUCAGCUACAAUGUGGUGGAAUUUGCCAAGUCUCAGAUAGAGUGGAUGAGUGACAAAUUGACGAGAGCGUUCGAGGGCGCUCGUAGCAACCCGUUCGCGCUGAGACACCUGCAGCUCUGCCACUCCGUCAGCGAGGUCACCCGGACCCCGGGUCCUAAGGUGGUACUCGCUUCGUUCCCAGACCUGGAGUCAGGGUUUGCUCGUGACCUGUUUCUACUGUGGUCACCGCAUCCUAACAAUUCCAUCAUAUUGACUGCUAGAACAUCACCUGGCACGCUCGCAAGGGAUCUCAUAGAAAAUGGCGGCGAUCGCGUUCUCGAGUUGACCGUGAGGAAGCGGGUGCGGCUGGAGGGCGCCGAGCUGGACGAGUUCCUUCAGCAGCAGAGGCUCAAGGUCAACAAUACUGUCAAAGAAGAAACGGGCGGCCUGUCGUCCGACUCGGAGUCGGACGGCGAGCUGGAGAUGUGGGUGGUGACGGGCCGGCACGACAUCCCGGCGCGGCCCGGCGGCCGGCCCGCCGGCUGCUUCAAGACCAACAAGCGGCACCACGCCAUGUACCCGUGCCACGAGGAGCGCACCAGGGCCGAUGAUUACGGGGAGAUCAUAAAGCCCGAAGAUUACAGGUUAGCGGAGGUCGUGGACCCCGACGGAGAAAUAAGAGAUGUUCCACCCGCGCCUCCCCCCACUCAGCAACCUGAAGAGGAAAUGACGGAAAUACCCAGCAAAUGCGUCGCCACUACCCGGCAGGUGCACAUAAAGGCGAACAUCCAGUACAUCGAGCUGGAGGGGCGGUGCGACGGCGAGUCUUUGUUGCGAGUGGUGGCGCAGUGCAAACCCCACGCCGUGGUGGGGCUGCGGGCUAAAACACCAGCUUUGAUUGCUCUCAAAAAACAAUGCGAACGUAGCGCCGUCGAGAAGUACUUCGCACCAAACAAAGGUGAAACUGUCGACGCUACCACGGAAUCACACAUUUAUCAGGUGAAGCUGACCGACAGCGUGAUGUGCGCGCUGUCGUGGCGGCGCGCGGGCGACGCCGAGCUGGCCUGGCUCAGCGCCCGCGCCGCGCGCCCGCCCGCCGACACCACCGCCGAGGACGCGCCGACCGAACAGCUCAUGUCUUUAGAACCGGCGCCAUCGAAUUCUGUCACACCGCACGCGGCGGCCUUCAUCAAUUCUGUGAGGCUGUCAGAAUUGAGAUCGGCUAUUGCUAAAUUGGGACUCAAUGCGGAAUUCUCCGGAGGAGCUUUGGAAUGCUGUAACGGGACUUUGGCUAUAAGAAGAUUGGAGAACGGACGAGUGGCGUUGGAAGGCGUACUAUCCGAAGAGUAUUACAAAGUAAGGGAAUUGCUCUACGAACAAUUCGCUAUAGUGUAGUGUUGACUGAUUGUAAAUAAAUUGAUAAUAAUGAAACUGGUUUUUGAUUUUUAGAUGUAAAUUUAGUG
Messenger RNA from Amyelois transitella, 2454 nucleotides. RefSeq names its product probable cleavage and polyadenylation specificity factor subunit 2 (gene CPSF2). Lineage: Eukaryota; Metazoa; Arthropoda; Insecta; Lepidoptera; Pyralidae. The record is from RefSeq and is a predicted model, not a curated record. Gene Ontology annotation, cellular component: mRNA cleavage and polyadenylation specificity factor complex. Gene Ontology annotation, molecular function: RNA binding. Gene Ontology annotation, biological process: mRNA 3'-end processing by stem-loop binding and cleavage. The transcript has 14 exons. The coding region runs from base 200 to 2386 and encodes 728 amino acids.